GAAGCGGAUUGGCCGGCGGGCCCCAGAGGCGGCUCCGGUGGGCGCGGAGCGUCGGGCUUCUCUCCGGGCCCCAGAAGGACGCUGGGCGAGCGGACAGGGAAGGAGAUGGGUCCCGCACUCCGCCGGUGGGCGCUGCCGGCCUUGGCUUUGAUCUGGGCGGCCAUGGCCACCGCUGGAGAGCAGCCCGCGCACCUCUCCUCCGAGGUGUUUUUUUGCCAGAAGGACUCCCCGCUUUACGGCCUGGCUCAGACGCUGGACGAUGACCUGCUCUUCUGGUACGACUUCCUGGGCUCCAGCUGGCGCUCCCGCCUGCCCGACUUCCAGCCGGAGACGCAGCUCUCCGAACCGCAGAUCGAGGCACGGAAGAAAGUCUGCGACAAUGUGCUGCCUUACCUCACCUGGUUUUCAAACCAGUCCAUUUUUAUCCAGUUCCCCAAGGCCAGAGGAAUCCCCCACGUGGAACUCUUCACCCUCCGGCCCCUGGUGCUGGGCCAGCCCAACGUCCUGGUCUGCUCGGCAAGAAACAUCUUCCCUCCUGUGGCCAGAAUCAUCUGGGCCUUCCAGGGCCAGCAACUGACCCAGGGCGUCUCCUCCACCCCAGUCUUCCCUGUCCAAGAGCUGGACUUCCAGAUCUUCUCCUACUUGGAGGUGACGCCCCAGGUGGGGGACGUCUACAGCUGCAACGUUAAAAGCCUGGGGGGCAAGUUCGACAGCAUGGCCUACUGGGUCCCCAAAGACCCCAUCGCCUCCAAGCUCCUGGAGAACGUCCUCUGCGGCCUUGCAGUGGCGGUGGGAGGGGUCUUCAUGAUCGUGGGGAUUGUCCUGCUGGCCCUCUCCUUCAGGGUCCGGAGCUCAGACUGAAGGUGCCCUCAGCAAGAAGACCCUCCUUUCCCACCCCCCAUCCAUGGAUUGGCAUGACCCGGAAGCCUCGCUGGGAAGACCCCCUGGAUGUCAGAGUUCCCCCCUCCCCAAACUGAGCAGGGAAAGCCAUUUUUUGGGAGCUGUUUCCUUCUCUGGCCCUCAAUCCCAACCAGCAGCAGAACAAUCUUUCCCUGGCAAGGGGGGCUGGAAGUGGGGUCCCACCUGGGUCACCCCAAUGGAUGGAGGCAGAUUGCAGAUUGAACCCCAUUUCUGCCACUAAACUGCCCCCCUUCCCUGCCUUUGAGCCUCAUUGUUACCAGGGUGGGAGCUGCCCCCCUCUUGUGUUAAAUUGGUUCCCCUCCCCCCCUCCCUCCCUCCCCCCCCAGAACACUGCAAACCAGAAGAGGCGUUUUUGUUGGCUUGUAGCAAAAAAAACCUUGAUCAAAGCUGGAGGAACUGAAAUGGGUCCAGGUGUGCUGGGGGGGGGCAGAAAUUGGUCCCAAUCCCCUCCUGCUUCUAUUGGGAGGAAAUCCCAUGGAAGUCAAGGUGCCUUGGAAUUGCCCUCCCUGCCUCCAUCCUCCCAGGGCUGCCAUGAAGAAGUGAAACCGUGGGUGGGUGGGCGGGCGGGCGGGUGGGGGAAGGGGAGAAAUCUUCCUGGCCAAGAAUGGCCAGAAGAGAAAUUCUUGUGUAAAACAUAAAUCUGCAUACUAUGGUAACACAGUAGAAGGAGGAAGCUGAGAGAAAAUUACUAGGCUACAAACACUGUAAAAUGGCUUAAAUACAGAGAGAGAUCUUUGAAGCUUUAUUCAAUUAUUAAAAGUUUUAAAUUGCACGCACAA
Pantherophis guttatus is the source of this 1700-nucleotide messenger RNA. RefSeq names its product HLA class II histocompatibility antigen, DM alpha chain. The record is from RefSeq and is a predicted model, not a curated record. Gene Ontology annotation, biological process: antigen processing and presentation; immune response. NCBI's taxonomy places the organism in Eukaryota, Metazoa, Chordata, Lepidosauria, Squamata, Colubridae. Gene Ontology annotation, cellular component: membrane; MHC class II protein complex.